Molecule: messenger RNA, 1344 nt
Organism: Argentina anserina (silverweed cinquefoil)
Lineage: Eukaryota; Viridiplantae; Streptophyta; Magnoliopsida; Rosales; Rosaceae
Product: putative fasciclin-like arabinogalactan protein 20
Exons: 1
Coding region: 116-1135 (339 amino acids)
Source: RefSeq, a predicted model, not a curated record
UUCUUCAACCUCGCUCUUCUUCUCUCUCCUCAUCCUCCUCUCUCUCCUCCCCCCUUCCUCCGCCCAAACCCUAACCAAAGCCGCCGCAAUCCUCUCCCAUUCCGGCUACAAAUUCAUGUCCGCCGCCCUCAAAUUCACCUCCAAGCACUCCCUCAUCUCCCCGCCACCGCCGCCGCCGAUCACCGUCUUCGCCCCCUCCGACGAAGCCUUCAUCUUCUCCGGCGUACCCAAUCCGAGCCUCCUCCGUUACCACCUCCUCCCCGUCGCUUUCCAUCUCCGCUCACUCAAAUCCCUCCCUUUCGGCACCAAGGUCUCGACUCUCCUCGCCGGCCACUCUCUCACCGUCACCACUCUCCCCGGCGACCGCCUCGUCUCCCUCAACAACGUCACCGCGUCCCCAAUUUUCGACGACGGGUCGUUAGUCAUCUUCGGAAUCCCCACCCACUUCAACCCCUAUUUCCAACUCUCGCCUCCGAUUCAAAACCCUAACGCGGCCGCGGCGGAGACGGCGGCGCACUACAUCGCUGAAGCAAGCACGGCGCUGAAAUCGAAAGCCUCCUCUACUAUGGCGACAUUUGUUGAAAUCCAAUUCGUUGAGUUUCUCGUGUACCACGCCAGUUUGACCUUCUCCCGUCACGUUGGCUUUGUCACCGUCAACCGAAUCGGCGGCCUGAGCCGGUACUCCUCCUUCUUAAACCGCCACGUGGCUCCCUGCAACGAUUUGGCUAAACUGGAGAUGAACAUGAGUCGUUACGGCGGCGAUUUAGUCCUGAAUGGUGUCACUGUGAUCAUGCCGGAGAUCAACAUUAGUCGAUACGGCAGCGUUUUGGUCCUCCAUGGGGUCACUGUGACUAUGCCGGAGAUGUGUCGCAAUGACUGGCUAAUGGUUCCGGGAGUCAGUGAAGUUCUUCUUCAACUUCCGGGGAGCCCAACUCCAAUGCCAGUUCAGAGUGCAAUUCAGUGGCUUUUCCGACUUGUGAUCUGGUUGUGGGACGCAUUGCUGGACACAGCUCCGGGGAGGUUGUUACUUGAACGUCUUCAUCAUAUGCAAAACAUGUCCUUUUUGGAAUGGAUGGCUGUGUUUUGCCUUUUGUUGUGUUUCAGGGCCUUGGAAUCGUGGUGGAAUGCGCAUUGAAGUUUACAGGUAUAUCAUUGCGGAGUGGAUUUAGGCUUGGUAUAGAAAUGUGGUGCAUUUGAGUGCACAUGUGUGCUUGAUUCCAUGAGAGUUUUGUAAAGUCUGUUGGUAGAGAAAAGUCGUUCUGUAGUUUCAUAUUCACAGUGGUUAUGCGCACACUUUGAUGGCUCUCUGAGAUAGACUAAUGGGUAAUGUUCAUGAUUCUUCAU